Papaver somniferum (opium poppy) is the source of this 2109-nucleotide messenger RNA. RefSeq names its product probable protein S-acyltransferase 7. The record is from RefSeq and is a predicted model, not a curated record. The coding region runs from base 317 to 1663 and encodes 448 amino acids. Gene Ontology annotation, biological process: peptidyl-L-cysteine S-palmitoylation; protein targeting to membrane. Gene Ontology annotation, cellular component: Golgi apparatus; endoplasmic reticulum. The transcript has 5 exons. Gene Ontology annotation, molecular function: protein-cysteine S-palmitoyltransferase activity. NCBI's taxonomy places the organism in Eukaryota, Viridiplantae, Streptophyta, Magnoliopsida, Ranunculales, Papaveraceae.
CAUUCCGACCAUCUGUAGAGAGAGAAAAAAUGGAGGAGAGAGUAAUAGUUCUGUAAUGUCUAGAGAGAGAGAGAAGAGAAAGAGAAGACCCUAAUUCGUUCCUUCCUCCCUCCUAACUAGUGUCGGAGAAGAAGAAGAAGAAGAAGAAAACUUAACAGCUCCGGUAUAACUUUUACGAACUGAAUCGGCUUGAUUGAGAUUGGGUGGGAAUCACACAUACAUUUCUUACAACUGAAGAAAAAGUCAAAAUUGGAGCUGUUUUUUAUUGAUUUUCGAAGAUCUUAAGCUUUGAUUUGGAUUCAAGAGGUUUUCUUAAAUGUAUGUGGUACCACCUCCACGGAGUGGAGAUCCAAGCGGCGGCGGCGGUGGUGGUGGGGGUGGAGAUACUACUGAAGGUUCACCACCAAGGGUUUACCAAACAUGGAAAGGAAGCAAUGUAUUCUUCCUUCAAGGCAGAUUUAUAUUUGGACCAGAUGCGAGAUCUAUGCUGCUGACAAUACUUCUCAUUGCUGCUCCCGUCAUAAUUUUCUGUGUUUUUGUGGCUAAAAAACUAAUGGACGAUUUUCCUCAUCAUUAUGGCAUAUCCAUAAUGGUGUGUGCUGUGGCAUUCACAGUAUAUGACUUAGCUCUUCUUCUGCUUACUUCUGGAAGAGAUCCUGGUAUAAUACCUCGUAAUACUCACCCUCCUGAACUUGAAGGCUAUGAAGGGUUUGCUGAUGUUGGAGGUGGCCAAACCCCACAGUUACGUUUGCCUCGUAUGAAGGAUGUUGUUGUCAAUGGGAUUACGGUGAAGGUCAAAUACUGUGAUACUUGCAUGCUAUAUAGACCUCCUCGUUGCUCACACUGUUCCAUCUGCAAUAACUGUGUGGAACGUUUUGACCACCAUUGCCCCUGGGUUGGGCAGUGCAUUGGACGGCGGAAUUAUCGUUUCUUUUUCAUGUUUGUGUUCUCGACAACUCUUCUCUGCUUAUAUGUGUUUUCUUUCUGUUGGGUUUACAUCACGAGAAUAAAAAAUGCCGAGGAUGUUUCAAUUUGGAAGGCAAUGAUAAAGACUCCCGCAUCUAUGAUACUUAUUAUUUACACCUUCAUAGCUGUCUGGUUCGUCGGUGGCCUGACUGUUUUCCAUUUAUAUCUCAUCAGUACCAAUCAGACAACUUACGAGAAUUUCAGAUACCGAUAUGAUCGAAGGGACAACCCAUAUAACAGAGGCGUAGUAAACAAUUUUGGGGAGAUAUUUUGGACCAGCAUUCCUCCAUCCAAAAACAAAUUUAGGGUAAGGGUACCACUGGAGCCAGAGGUACCUCCACGCAUGGCUGGGUGUGGUUUUAUGAGUCCAAAUAUGGGAAAAGCCAUGGGUGACAUAGAGAUGGGAAGAAAGCCAGUUUGGAUCGAGGGUGGAGCUGGUAAUCUUGAUGGACAAUUGAGCAAUGAAGAUGGGUCAGACGGCAAAGGAGAUCAUUCUUGUGAUGCCUCUCCAAGUUUAAACGGGACACCACAGGUCGAAAUAGCAGGAGGAGGAAUUGAUGGAAUUCAAAACAGACAUUCAAGUUGGGGAAGGAAAGGCGAGAGUUGGGAGAUAUCAUCUGAUCUUGCUCCGAACGUAGAAGGAGUUGGUGAACUGAACCAAUUUAGUGGAGGAAAUAUGAAGAACAGAGACAGAUAAUACAAAAUGUAAAGACUGAUGGAUGGUUUGGGAUCGACAUUGCAAAAGUCAAGCCCAAAAGAGAAAGGAAAAAAAUAAACAAGUUCUUGGGGUUGUCCGUCCCUUUCAUUAUGUUGUUAUGUGAGACUUUUGUUUUGUUGUAUUGGAUUAACAAAGGCAAGGAUGAGUGUGGGGGAAAGUGGUAUGCAAGCCGAUAUAGCAUUUGUUGAUUUUAAUGUUCCAGGUCUUGGCAUUGUGUUGUAUUGGCUUUGAAAAUGGUGAUGCAGUAUGUUUUUACAUUUGGGUUUUCUUUCUUUUAUUCUCUCUCUCCAUCUUUUGUUGUUCUUUCUUUAGGCUUGGGUGUACAGGGUUGUUGGGGUGUUCUUAUUCUUGUCCUCUUAAUUUUCUGUUAUAAGUGAAGUUUGUAAAUUGAAUUUGAGAAACAUCAUUACUAUCUUUCAGUUGAA